Messenger RNA from Planococcus citri (citrus mealybug), 1504 nucleotides. RefSeq names its product serpin B3-like. The record is from RefSeq and is a predicted model, not a curated record. The transcript is spliced from 5 exons. NCBI's taxonomy places the organism in Eukaryota, Metazoa, Arthropoda, Insecta, Hemiptera, Pseudococcidae. Gene Ontology annotation, molecular function: serine-type endopeptidase inhibitor activity. Bases 664 to 1332 code for a protein of 222 amino acids.
GGUGAAGCUCACAUUCAUUAGGUAUAAAAAUGUUCUUGUGCAUUAAAUAAGUAGUCAAGUACCUGACUGACGUUCAUUUGUGUUAACGUUUUCAUACUUUGAGUUCAAAAUGAAAAGUGUUUGGUGGAUUAUAUUCUUUUUGGAAGUUUUGAUUAGUUUAUCUCUAUCGCAGGAUAUUCCAGAUGUGAAUCAAAAGACUGUUCAAAAUGGACUGCUGAAUUUCGGAAUUAAAUUGAAUUCCGUUCUAUUGGGAAAAAAUCAAGAAAACAAAAAUAUUGUGUUUUCUCCAUUUAACCUUUACACAGCUCUAGCUCUUAUUCAUCUUGGUAGCAAUGGCAUUACACGUGAUACAAUUUCUGAUGUUUUAAACAUCCCUAUCACUUUUUCGCCAAAAAGUUUACAAGAAGUAUUGCUAAACUUUUCAUCAGUAUCGCAAACGAGUAUCACUAUCGAUAAAUUUCCCAAUGGGACAGAAAUAAAAACAUCUCGUUUACAAUUUACCAAUAUAAUUUCUUCAAGUUGAAGAAAGAAUACAUCGAAGAUGUCAAAUUAUAUAACAACAGUUUUUUUCACAAUUCUGGUUUCGUCAGAAAAUAUUCGUUUGAUAGCGUCUUCCCCGAAGUGAAAAUAGAAGACCCUCUACCAAGAGCAACCUUAAAGGUCAUGACUUAUAGCUUUUAUUUUAAAUCAGACUGGCAACAGAAAUUCAAUCAAGAACUGACUAAAGACGAAACGUUCCGAACAGACAAAGGCAACAUUACAGUAGAAAUGAUGAACGGUAUGAUUAAAGCACCAUACGCCAACAUUCCAUCAUUAGGAGUAGAAGUUGUCAACUUGAGAUUUAUAAAUGCUGCAGUUUCCAUGUUUGUAGGGAUGCCUCGUGAAAAUCAAUCGCUAGAUAAUUUUUUACGUGAUUUAACCUCCGAUCAGAUCCACACAAUAAUUGAUCAAUCCAAUUUGUGCGAUGAUUUCGAUGUUGAUUUGAAAUUUCCUAAAACAGCUUUCCACUGGUAUAAACCAGUGAAAGACGAUCUCAUUAAACUCGGACUCAAAGAAGAAUUUUGGAACUCGCCCGAUUUGAGUAAUAUGGUCAACCAGAGUAAUAUAGAAAUUAACGACAUUGAACACAGUGCUAGAUUAAAAUUUAACGAAGAUGGUAUUACCGAAGCUGAUGAUGUUUCAUUUGUUCCAAUGGACACAAAACUAUCUUCUGUAAGACCUCGGACAGCAUUCUAUGUUAACAGACCUUUCUUCUUUUUCAUUUAUAAUCAUAAUAUUAACACGAUUGAGUUCUUUGGUACUGUGUUUCAUCCGAGUAAUACAUACUCGUAGCCCUUUUUUUGAAGGUAGGCAUGUGCCUAAGUUCCUAAUAAUCUUUUUGAAGUAGGUACCUACCUAUUGGUUGUAUUUCUGAUUUUCAAAAAUGAUUUGGUUUUUCAAGUAUGUAACUAUGUAACUAGGUACCUAUCUAAUCAUCAUUUUAAUAAAGAGAAUAAUUUAUUUA